Molecule: messenger RNA, 1197 nt
Organism: Psylliodes chrysocephalus
Lineage: Eukaryota; Metazoa; Arthropoda; Insecta; Coleoptera; Chrysomelidae
Source: the annotation of a GenBank genome assembly
AUGAGUGAAUCUACCCCGAAAAUUAAAUUCAAAACCUUACCAUUACCACCUAACGUGAUAGGUAGACAAAUGAAUUUUGGAGGCAAUAAUCCUAAUAUAGAAACGGAUCAGACUAUUAAAAUUCAAACUGGUAACGCGGGCGAUGUACAGACAAAGGGUGGACCGAGUAGCUCCAAGUCUGUGCAGACCCCUGCUGCCCCAGUCUUAGUCAAUAUUACCCCUCUAACUCCCAUUGUACCCUCAAAAAGUACAGGCACUCUGAGAAGAGUAAACAGUGACCCCAGAAUAAAAAUUCAUGUAAACAAAGGUGACAUACCCAAUGGCAUAGAGAAAAAUAUUCUAGAGUACAACUCGAGUAGUGUAACCUCAGAGGAGGAACUCAAUGAUGCAGAAGCAAGAAGGAUAAGAUUCGAAAAGCGUUUUGAUAACCUGCCACACUCACCUAAUAGCUUUUUUGAAAUUAGAAAUGCGGCAGAAAGAGCAAAAUAUAUGGAAGAGCACAAAAAUGAUGAGCAAUUCGAUAAGAACAAAGAGGAGCCAUUCAUAAUGCCCAAAAAGUUCAGUAGUAACUUCCAUAAACUGGUAAGAGAAAAGUCCAAACAAACUAUUACUAAAACUAGUAACACAUUCCAAGCACUUACCGAUGAAUCUGAAUCUGAUUCGGAAUUAGAUGAUGAAAUCGGUAAGAUAGUUAAGAAGAGAAAGAAAAAGGGCCAAAACUUUAGACCAUUCAAUGUUGAUGAGCAAAACAAUAAAGGAAAGCAAAAUAAUGACGUAACGGACAUUACAGUGAACAAAAACCCCAAAAAUGUUCCUAAGGAUACGAACCCAGGUAACAGUAAUAAAAAUACCAACGCAAACAGCAAACAAAAAACAACUAUGCCCCCUAUUGUGAUAGAUGGCAAGACAUCAAAUCACAGUGGGCUUAUCCAGGAUAUUAAAGCCAUGGUGCGAGGAGAAUUUAGUGUAAAGCACACUAAUUACACGACAAUUCUCUUCGUAGACCAGAAAGAAGAUUAUGACAGAGUCAUUGAAAGUGUUAAGUCGGAGAAAAUAGCUUUUCAUACAUAUACAGCUAAUAGUGAUAAGUCACAUGCCUUUGUUCUCCGAGGUUUAGCUGAGGGAACGAAAAUACAAGCAAUAAAGGACAGUCUGGAAGAAGAGCACGAGAUAAUUGCAAAGGAGAAUGUAUUAUAA